AGAGGGCAAAUUGACUCCAUCCGUGACCCCCCUCCACCCGAUAUUAUCUUGCAAUCAUUUACCUUUACUCUGUGAUCUGCUCACAAUCGCAACCCUUUUUCAUCUUUCUUUUGUCCCUUUUAAAGCAGAAUGUCGUCCCUCUGGAACGCAUUGACAGGACAAAAGUCCAACAAAAACAGCUCAUCACAGCAGAACGACGCGCUGCCACCACCACCAACAGAGCCGACAACCACCUUCUCAUCUCCAGCCUUUGAUCCCUCCUCAGCUCAAGGCGUCGACUCCUUCCUCAACAGCUCCACCUUUGCCGACCCAUCCCAGCUCCACCCCCUCGCUGGCCUGAACAAGGAUGCGCUCGAGUACAUCACCCUCGAGGAUUCCGUCAUCUCAGACUUGCCGGGCGGCCAGUCCGUCCUGCCCUCGCGCGGCUUCACCGACGACCUCUGCUAUGGCGCCGGUGUGACAUAUCUAUCCGCGCUGACGAUAGGAGGAGCUUGGGGCCUGCAGGAGGGCCUGAGGAGGAGCGCGGGGCAGGCGCCCAAGCUGCGACUGAACUCAACGCUCAACGCCAUAACACGCCGCGGUCCCUUCCUUGGCAACUCGGCAGGUGUGGUGGCUAUCGUGUACAACUGCAUAAACUCAUACAUUGGGUACCUGCGUGGAAAGCAUGACGCGGCGAACAGCAUUGCCGCCGGCACUCUGAGCGGCAUGCUGUUCAAGAGUACUAGGGGACUGAGGCCGAUGAUGAUCUCUGGAGGCAUCGUAGGAUCAGUCGCUGGUGUUUGGGCUAUCACGCGCAAGACCUUUUUCCCGGAACCGAACCAAGCGCAUGACUGAGCGAAACCUUAAUGGACGGGAGGACGGGCAGAUGCUAGCUGAGCUUCUGACGGAAUGUUGGGUCAUAUACCUGCUCGGAAGAUUGGAACAGCCUUGACCGCGCUGAGGCAAGAGGGCAUCUCUGCCUGCCGUCUUGGCACAAACAUUAUUGAUUGCUCCCUUGGCACAAUGAUUCUGGCCUUGGAUGUGCCUUGUGGGAGUAUCUGGAGUCAACUAAUUUUCAUGGUCGACUGAUACAGUGGCAUGCAUAGCAAUGGAUGAUCUCUACUCAUUGACGGAAACUUGUACAUUAGAAGGGGGGCCGUGAUCAUAGAGUGGAUUUGGUCUCGCAAAGAAUAAGGCUUGUAUUCAAGAUGAAAGACUACUGGAUGGAAUUCUAAAUGUAGGGGUCUACAAG
This is a messenger RNA of Cryphonectria parasitica EP155, 1231 nucleotides long. Its product is annotated as Tim17-domain-containing protein. Gene Ontology annotation, molecular function: transmembrane protein transporter activity. Gene Ontology annotation, biological process: protein import into mitochondrial matrix. Bases 130 to 834 code for a protein of 234 amino acids. The transcript has 2 exons. Lineage: Eukaryota; Fungi; Ascomycota; Sordariomycetes; Diaporthales; Cryphonectriaceae. Gene Ontology annotation, cellular component: TIM23 mitochondrial import inner membrane translocase complex; mitochondrial inner membrane. The record is from RefSeq and is a predicted model, not a curated record.